This is a messenger RNA of Manis javanica (Malayan pangolin), 3231 nucleotides long. RefSeq names its product leucine rich repeat containing 8 VRAC subunit C (gene LRRC8C). Gene Ontology annotation, molecular function: protein binding. NCBI's taxonomy places the organism in Eukaryota, Metazoa, Chordata, Mammalia, Pholidota, Manidae. Gene Ontology annotation, cellular component: cytoplasm. The record is from RefSeq and is a predicted model, not a curated record.
GAUGAUUGACAGCAAGUCCUGCACCACAGUACAGGCAGUGGAACUGAUCAUGAGAAAGGACAGUACAGACUAAGAAAGGCAUGUGUUUCUUCCCCUUUCCCCAGAGCCUUGGGUGCAUCUAUUCAGUUAUCUUCUGUCAUUUAGAUAGAGAGAGGCAUUUCUAGGGCCAACAGAUCUCUCAGAGGAGAAAACCAGGAUGACUUUGAGGCUUACGGUGAAAUAAGAGGAGUACAGGAAGUAAAGAAAAGAAACCAAGCCAAAAGCACAGGGACACUAGAAAGGAGGGGACAAGAAAAAAUUGAAGGUGUCUCCAAACCCCCCACCACUACCACCAAUGAGGUCUUUCCUCCUACAGGACAACGACCACGUGACAAGAUAAUUUGCUCUUCCCAGGAAACAAGCAAAAUGCUUUACAUAUAGGGCUCAGUAAGUAAUACAAAAGAAUGCUGAGAUUAAAUUUUAAAAAAUAAAGCACAACCCCAAGAUGGUAAGAUAAAUGGCAAAAAGAUUUCAAAGGAUGGCUUCUGCUUUCUCAGACACCAUCUGGGUCUGCUUAAGGGAAAGGAGAGUCCAGAAAAUAAUGCACUGCUCUGGCCGUGGUCUUGCUGGGCCAUGUGGGGCUCCCUAUUAACUCAACUGAUGGUUUUAUUCAGUGGCUUAAUGAAACACUGAGGGGCCCUGACAACUCCUGGACUGAUCCAGACCCCUGUUUCUGAUGGACUGAUCCAGACCCCUGUUUCUGAUGGGUUGAAGCAGCAUUUCAAAUGCUGUUACUAAUGCAAUUCACCGUGCAUGAUGAUAAAUUAAUUCACUGGCAACCUUUCCUUUCUCAGAAACAUGAUUCCGGUGACAGAAUUCCGGCAGUUCUCUGAGCAGCAGCCUGCCUUCCGGGUGCUGAAGCCAUGGUGGGACGUGUUCACCGAUUACCUGUCGGUGGCUAUGCUGAUGAUCGGUGUGUUCGGGUGUACUUUACAGGUCAUGCAAGACAAGAUCAUCUGCCUUCCGAAAAGAGUUCCGCCUUCUCAGAACCACUCUGCCAUUUCAAAUGUCUCGCAGGCAGUUGCCAGUACCACCCCGCUGCCUCCACCAAAGCCGUCUCCUGCUAACCCUGUCACUGUGGAAAUGAAGGGACUGAAGACAGAUCUGGACCUUCAGCAGUACAGCUUCAUAAACCAGAUGUGCUAUGAGCGAGCCCUUCACUGGUACGCCAAGUAUUUCCCUUACCUUGUCCUUAUCCAUACCUUGGUCUUCAUGCUCUGCAGCAACUUUUGGUUCAAAUUCCCUGGCUCCAGCUCCAAAAUAGAACAUUUCAUUUCAAUCCUAGGGAAGUGUUUUGACUCUCCCUGGACCACACGGGCUUUGUCUGAAGUUUCUGGGGAGGACUCAGAAGAAAAGGACAACAGGAAGAACAACAUGAGCAGGUCCAACACCAUCCAGUCUGGGCCGGAAGGCAGCCUGGCCAACUCUCAAUCCUUAAAGUCAAUUCCUGAGAAGUUUGUGGUUGACAAGUCGACUGCAGGGGCUCUGGAUAAGAAGGAAGGGGAGCAAGCGAAGGCCUUAUUUGAGAAGGUGAAGAAGUUCAGGCUGCACGUAGAAGAAGGUGAUAUACUAUAUGCUAUGUAUGUCCGCCAGACUGUACUUAAGGUUAUAAAAUUCCUGAUCAUCAUUGCAUAUAAUAGUGCCCUGGUUUCCAAAGUCCAGUUUACCGUGGACUGUAAUGUUGACAUUCAGGACAUGACUGGAUAUAAAAACUUUUCUUGUAAUCACACCAUGGCACACUUGUUCUCAAAACUGUCCUUUUGUUACCUGUGCUUUGUAAGUAUCUACGGACUGACAUGCCUUUAUACCUUGUACUGGCUGUUCUACCGUUCUCUAAGGGAAUACUCUUUCGAGUAUGUCCGGCAGGAGACUGGAAUUGAUGAUAUCCCAGAUGUGAAAAAUGACUUUGCUUUUAUGCUUCAUAUGAUAGAUCAGUAUGACCCUCUGUAUUCUAAGAGGUUUGCAGUGUUCCUGUCUGAAGUGAGUGAAAACAAAUUAAAGCAGCUGAACUUAAACAACGAGUGGACUCCUGACAAACUGAGGCAGAAGCUGCAGACAAAUGCCCAUAACCGACUAGAGUUGCCUCUUAUCAUGCUCUCUGGCCUUCCAGAUACUGUUUUUGAAAUCACAGAGUUGCAAUCUCUAAAACUUGAAAUCAUUAAGAAUGUAAUGAUACCAGCCACCAUUGCACAGCUUGACAAUCUCCAAGAACUCUCUCUACACCAGUGCUCAGUCAAGAUCCACUGUGCGGCGCUGUCUUUCCUGAAAGAAAACCUGAAGGUCUUGAGUGUCAAGUUUGAUGACAUGAGGGAGUUGCCCCCCUGGAUGUAUGGACUCCGGAAUCUGGAAGAGCUCUACCUGGUUGGCUCUCUAAGUCAUGAUAUUUCCAGAAAUAUCACCCUUGAGUCUCUGCGGGAUCUCAAAAGCCUUAAAAUUCUCUCCAUCAAAAGCAAUGUUUCCAAAAUCCCUCAGGCAGUGGCUGAUGUUUCCAGCCACCUCCAGAAGAUGUGCAUACAUAACGAUGGCACCAAGCUGGUGAUGCUCAACAAUUUGAAGAAGAUGACCAAUCUGACAGAGCUGGAGCUAGUCCACUGCGACCUGGAGCGCAUUCCUCACGCCGUGUUCAGCCUGCUUAGCCUCCAGGAAUUGGACCUCAAGGAAAAUAACCUGAAAUCUAUAGAAGAAAUCGUCAGCUUCCAGCACCUGAGAAAACUGACAGUGCUAAAACUGUGGCACAACAGCAUCACCUAUAUCCCAGAGCAUAUAAAGAAACUCACCAGCCUGGAGCGUCUGUCUUUCAGUCACAAUAAAAUAGAGGUGCUGCCUUCCCACCUCUUCCUGUGCAACAAAAUCCGAUACUUGGACUUAUCCUACAAUGACAUUCGAUUUAUCCCACCUGAAAUUGGAGUUCUACAAAGUUUACAGUAUUUUUCCAUCACUUGUAACAAAGUGGAAAGCCUUCCAGACGAACUCUACUUCUGCAAGAAACUUAAAACUCUGAAGAUUGGGAAAAACAACCUAUCAGUACUUUCACCAAAAAUUGGAAAUUUACUGUUUCUUUCCUACUUAGAUGUUAAAGGCAAUCACUUUGAAAUCUUGCCUCCUGAACUGGGUGACUGCCGGGCUCUGAAGCGGGCUGGUUUAGUUGUAGAAGACGCUCUGUUUGAAACUCUGCCUUCUGAUGUCCGGUGA